AUAUGACAUUCUAUAAAGGAAUGUGGUCUCUCUUUGGUGGUAUAAAGAAACUUCCGUAGUAGUUUGCCUAAUUGUUAAAAACCUGACUUGGUAACCUUUUUAUAUUCUUCUACCCCUUGAUACUUCACUGUGUAGCCUUGGUCUGAGGUAAUAGGAAAACUUGCAUCAACACAACCACAGAUUACAGAUCGGUUUGGCCAAAGCCAGUUUUCACUGCAGGUCUGAUCAUAUAUAUAAUUUCAUGGAAUUGGUACUAGAAAAUGGUCAGAUUCUAAUUCGAGGCCCAUCCAACAGAAAUCAAUGGAGGGCCUCGUCCGCUGCUGAUUCGUGUUCAUUUAGUUCCAAGGUUGAGAAGAAAAUUGGAGAGGACAGCAACAAUAUCACAAAGAUUGCAAGAGCUGGGACUCUUGAUCAAAGCAAAUCAAGCUCUUACUAUGAUAAGAUGGAUUUUUUUCUGAAUCUUGGGCAUGAUUGUCAGAAUUUCGAUGGCCAACCUGAAUUGCGUGAGGCCAAUCCAAAUGCUCCCUCGGAACACCAUGGCAAUGCUGCCACCAUCAACACGGUGUCGAAGAAUUCAACUAGUCAAAACCUAGACGUCUUUGGGUGUGGUUUUCCUAACUCAAAGAUUCAGGAGCCGGACUCAGUACACUACAAGAAAAUAGGGUUGAUGAACUUCUCCAAUUUCUUAAGACCAACGUGUCUCGCGAAAGCAGCUAACAUUCAGAGCACUGAUGGAGCUGUGAAGUUCAGUAGUAGUAGUGGCAAGAUGUCUGCUAAAGAUUUUAGCAACCCUUUUGGUGGAUAUCCAACAGUGAUCAAUUCUGCUAGUGGCUCAGAAAAUGUUAUAGGUCUUAAAAACCAACAAGCACAGAUGCAAGCCGAGAUGGGUUUUAGGCCGUUGGUUCCUGAGACCACAAAGGAGCCACUCUCUCAUCACCAGCAAUCUCAACCUCUAUGUCGAGAAGAUGCAAUUAGGGAUAAUAGAUCCCAUAACCAAGUUCCUAGUAAAUCUGUGAGCUUUGCAGCAAGUGUGGUGAAGGGAAAUCCUAAUACUACUGCAAGAUCUAUGGAUCCUUUGGCUGCAUCAUCCUCUGUAUGCUCACGCGGAGUUUCAAAUGAUCAAACUUGUACCGCAAAGAGGAAAGAUGAAGAAACUGAGGACUCAGCAUAUUAUAGUGAUGAUAUUGAAGAAGAACCUGAUGGUGUGAAGAAGAAACCUGUGGCUGCUCGAGGAAGUAGUUCAGGUACUAAGAGAAACCGAAGUGCAGAAAUGCAUAAUUUAUCUGAAAGGAGGCGAAGAAAUAAGAUCAGCAAGAAGAUGCAUGCGUUACAAGAACUUAUACCCAAUUGCAGUAAGGUAGACAAAGUUUCUAUACUUGAUGAGGCUAUUGAGUAUCUGAAGACCCUUCAACUUCAAGUACAGAUUAUGUCAAUGAGAUGGCGCUUUUACAUGCCGCCAGUGAUGUUACCUCCAGGAAUGCAACAAAUGCAUGCACCACAUUUGACUCAAUACUCUCCCAUGGGCAUUGGGAUGGGUUUGGGAAUGGGGUUUGGUUCAUCUAUUUCAGGAGCCAAUGCUCUGCCUGGGUUCCAAGGAAUGCAGUUUCAGAGGCUAGGAGUACUCCCUGGUCAAGUGCUACCCAUGCCAGUGUUGCGUGAGCCCUUUAAUACCAUGCCCGGAAGGUCUUGUACACAAUAACUACCUCAUGUUAACCUACUGGAAUUGAACAUAAGGAUUCCGCUCACCCGUUAGGUUUAAAGGAUUCAUGAAAUGAUGUCAAAUGCUCAUACAACUGAACUUUAAGUCAGAUUUGUGUGCUCAUCACUGAGACAUAUAUGCCUGUCUUCCCCUAUAAGGAAAAAGAUGGCGCGCGCGUUGAACAAAAGGCAGUAAAGCUUCAAAGUCUUUUAUCUUUAGUCAUCAGACAGUCCCAUUUGGCUUGUGUUGAUCAAUCUCAACAAAAACAAGGUUUAUCAACUCUCCUUGCCUCAAAUUGCUCCAACUCAUAGUCCAUUUGCAACAGAGUUAAUUUAUCGAUCCAAGAGAGGACGUGAUUAGUGAUCACUUAUCAAGAUGAUCAUGCUUACUCAGGUUUCCCAUUAACCCUGCACUAAAUUUCAUCACGAUGAAAAGGGUAAUGCAACUACUGGCAGCAGAAUAUUGUUAGUGAAGUUUUGGAUGCAGAUUUUCUUGCCAAAUGGGAACUCUUUUGGAAAAUAUGUAUCCAAUUUCAUGAAGACCUGCAAACACCGUACGAGAGAGUUCCAUGUAAAUGAAGACAGCUUCCUUUUGCUUGUAAGCAUUUCUGUGAAUUACUGCAUUAUUUUACAGCCAAGAAUGUAACUUUUUCUAGGCUUCAGUGACGGAUAAAGCAGAUUUUGGGAAUUAUGGACCACAAGGUCCACACAUGUGGUCCAAAUUUUAAAUAAUCUCAACUUGUCAGAUGUUUGUGCGUUGUCAUAAAAAAAUCUUCAACGAUCA
Cornus florida is the source of this 2482-nucleotide messenger RNA. Its product is annotated as transcription factor PHYTOCHROME INTERACTING FACTOR-LIKE 15-like. The transcript has 6 exons. Lineage: Eukaryota; Viridiplantae; Streptophyta; Magnoliopsida; Cornales; Cornaceae. The coding region runs from base 242 to 1699 and encodes 485 amino acids. The record is from RefSeq and is a predicted model, not a curated record. Gene Ontology annotation, biological process: regulation of DNA-templated transcription. Gene Ontology annotation, molecular function: protein dimerization activity; DNA-binding transcription factor activity.